GAUGAGAUCAGAAGAACCCACCAGCUCCUGGCCGAGCAGGAGAAAGUUGUGGAGGAGAGCAACAAGAAGAGCAAUCAGAUGCACGAGAAGUUCACAAAAGCCAGGGAACAGAAGACUCAGCUGGAGAGAGACUCAGAAAACAGCAGAAGUGUUGCAGAGCAAAGAAUUAAAACAUUAGAGGGUAGAGCCAAAGUGCAGAGGAAACCUAGAGUUGGCAAGGACUGAACAUUCCGAGGAACUAGCCAAAACUAGAGAAGAACUUAUCACUCAAGUCAUGCAGCUACAGACCAAGCAGUCAGAGUUGUCGCGUCUCCUGACCAUAGAGAGAGAGAAGACCAAGUCUCUGCAGUCCACAGUCAGGCAUCUGGAGGACAGGCUGGAGCGACAGCGAUCCUCAUCCAGGAGCUCUGGUUUCGCAGGUUCGGAGGCCACAGAAUCGGAAAGAGAAGAAAUCGAGGAGAGUCUGAGGUCCCAGAUCGAGGAGCUGCAGUACCAGAAGGAUGAGCUAGAGGCGCAGCUGGACGAACUCAGGGAGGAGUUUGAGAACAAAGUGUUCAAUGAGACCAAAGAACUUCAGAAGACAUUCUCAGAGAAAGUUGCCACCCUCCUGAAGGAGAAUGAGGAGUCCCACAAGAAGGUGAAGACGCUGGAAGACGAGCUGACCAACUCCCGCACGGCCGCGGGACUGCAGAGCGGGGAGAACAGGAAACUGCUGACACGGCUGCACGAGGCCGACUCGCAGAUCAACAAACUUAGAGAAAACCUCGAGAAGGCGGAAGCACAGAUCAGUGUCAAGGAUCAGGAGAAGAACCAUGUUCUACACGAGAAGUCUCAGCAGCAGUCUGAGAUCAGCAGACUCAAGGCCAAGAUCACCACUCAGGAGGCGCUCAUCAAGACUGCCGAGGACGGCCGUGAGAAGGUUGAGAGCGAGUGGAGGAAAACUAUGGAGGACCUGAAAGCCACGGACUCUGUUAGGAUAGAGUUGGAAAGACUGAAGUCACAACUGAAGGAGUUAGACAAUGAGUACCAAGAAUCCUGCCAAGAAAGGACUGAGAUGGCCAAGAAGCUUGAAAUUUCUGCCAAGGAAGCAGAAUCUCUCAGGGCCAGGGUGGACUCACUGCUGUCUGAUCUUGAACAGCUGGAUUCUCAGAAAGCAGGUUUGCUGGAGGAGGUAGGAGCCAGAGACAGAAAGAUGGAGUCUCUGUUAGCCCAGUACAGGGCACUAGAGGACCAGCUACAGAGGGACAGGCGGGACCUGCUCUCAGAACAGGACCUCAGUCAGAGACUCAUGGGACAGCUUGCAGAGCUUCAGCAGAAGUAUCAGCUGGAUGCUGAGGCCAGAACCGGUGACUUUGAAGAACAGAACGCCAAACUCCUGCAGGACAACUACAAGCUCCUCAACACCAUUGAGCUAAAGGAGGCAGAGCUUGAGGAAUCUUCAAGACUACUGAAGGAAGAACUGGAAGAAUCUGAAACCAAAGCAACAGAAAAGGAAAAGAUGCUUUCAGCAGCCAAGAGAGAUGUGGAGAAAUUCAGAGGAAUGACGGCGGAAAAAGACAGAACCAUCUCUAGACUUGAAGAUGAGCUGCACAACAAGGAGAAACAGAAACUGUUGUUAGAAAACCAGCUACAGGCCACAAAGAGUCGCAUUGAACAGAUGGAAGACAAUGAGAGGCAGUCAGCAACAAGUUUGAAGGAUAAGUGCAACAAGCUGGAAGGUCAGCUGAGUGAACUGACAGAAGAAAAGAGAAGGCUGCAGAAGGAGUUGAGGGAAGGACAGAAGGAGGCAGACAGAAUCAAAGAGGAAAACAAGUCAUUGCAGAAUGAGGUGAAAGAUGCAGGAAGGUUGCUGGGUGAGUCCCAGGAGAGGGAAGCCAUGCUGCAGCAGCACAGUAACUCCAGUUUGGAAAACAUCCAGGCAGAACUCAUGAAAACCAAACAACAGCUGGAGAGGGACAAGAGAAACCUGCAGGAGGACCUGCAGAAUGCCAAGAAUAAGAUCAAUGUACUGGAGGCCACCAUCAGAGAAAAAGAGCUCCAUCUGGACCAUUUCACCAGGAGCACAGAAGAAAAGACCCAGUCCAGCAUCAGAGCCAUUGAGGACGGGCUGGAGAAAGCCAACCAGGCCCGGGAGAAGCUGAGGCAGGACCUGAAGGCUCAGGAACAGAUCAACACUGCGCUCAAGUCACAGCUGCAGGAGGAGGUAUCUGCUCGGAGGUUAUCUGAACAGAGGAAUGAGGAGCUUCAGCAGGAGAUCCGAGAACAGAAGACUGAGAAGGGGCUUUACUGCAGUAACCUCGAGGAGGAGCUGAAGGUUGCCAGACUGCAGAUUUCUGACCAGAAGAAACAGAUGCAGAGGCUACAGAAAACUGAGAAGUCCUCCAUCACCCUCCAGUAUCAAGUUGAAAGUCUAGAGAAGGAGAGAGACAAGUUACAGAAGGAUGCCCACUCCCUGUCUGUGGAGCUAGAGAUGGUCAGGGAGCAGCUGGCAGAGAAAACAGUGGACAACAACCGGUUCAAGGAGGAGGUGGCCUCCAUGGAGAGUAAACUGGACCUGCUGAACUCUCGGCUCAGGGAGGCCCAGGAGAGUUCAAACAAUGGGCUACAGGACCUCUUCAUGGCAAAGAAUCAGGAACUAGAAGGAGAGAUUUCCCGCCUCCGGACGAUGCUUGCCAAGAAGGAGGAGGAAGAGAUAGACGAGCACAGGAGAGCCCUGGAUGGCACAACAAGUGUUGAGAUGAGGCAGAUGUUGAUGGAGAUCAAGCAGAGGCAGCUGGACAUGCAGACCACCCUGAGGAAGUCUCCUGGCAAAAAUUCUCCUGAUAAAAACUUGAUAAAUGAGCUCUACCGCGAGAUCGGGAGGCUGACGGCGCUGAGCACCGGCCAGCACGUCCGCAUCCGUGAGCUGGAGGAUGAGGUGCACAGGCUGAGGAACAGGAUCCUCAUCAUGCAGAGGAACAGCGACAGAUACCACCAAAGAUACAUGAAUCCAGACAACUUUGUCCAGGAGAUCAACUCCAGGAUAGAAAAGUCGCUAAAGAUGGCCGAAUCUAGAAACUUCCAAACUCCACCGUCCAAGGACUAUAUGUCACCGUCCCCUGGGAACUUUGGAUAGCAGCUCCGUCCUUGUAGUAGAAAUCUCACACGUUACGUCUGUACAUAAUGUGAAGCGCUAGUACCAAUAGGGUUGGUGUCUGUCCUCUGACCCUUCUCAAGUUGUAAUGACCUUUGGCAAAGCCUGUGUCACGUGACCUGAACUGAAGUGUGACAUCAGCAAUGAAUCAAUGAUGUCCCCCGUCCAAGGACUACAUGUCACCGUCCUCUGGAAACUCUGGAUAGCAGCUCCGUCCUAGUAGUAAAUAUCUUACAUGUUAUGUCUGUACACACUAAUGUAAAUAGCUAGUACCAACAAACUUUGUACUUUUUGUCAUUCUUCUGACCCUUCUCAAGUUGAAGUGACCCAAAGCCUAUGUCACAUGGCCUGAACUAAAGAGUGACAUAAGCAACAGAUUGAAGGUGUCCAGCAAGAAGUUCACCUUGUGUUUGGCUGUUGUACGGCCAACUGCUGGUUGGUUUGUUCCUUGCCAAGCUAAAAUCAGUCCUUGCCAGUGCUUGUAACCUGACAAUUGUCCUUGCCAAAGUUUCAGGUUAAAUGCAUACUGUAUGCUGCUGCUUGUUUUGCUGUUUGCGUCUUGGGGUUUGUUCAUCAUGGGUAAAUGUUGUUCUUGCAGAAAGCACCUUUAUCCGAAAGCACACUUUGUCUUGCCAGGAAUGCCAGUUGGGCCAUAUUACGAUUAUAUGCAUGCACCAUCAGUCUUUGCAAGUCAUCAAGAAAUCAAAUUCUGCCACCUCAUAACUAUUGGUGAACAAAGACCCUGAAUUUUUUCCAUGUACCAUAACUGUACAGAUAUCAUUUUGCUUGCAUUCUUUACCACAAGUGUGGCUCGUUUUGUUUUUCACAGGUCUUGAAUAAUCAUCAAAAUAGCACUGCUAUAAUUUAUAUGUUUAUGAUAUCAUACAAGUGUGCUUUUAAUUGAUAGAUAUUAUAUUUUAUAAGCCAUAUUAUUUGCUAAUCUACUUAAAAAGUUUCACUACCUCUUGAUUAAAAAAACACAAAUUGGAAAGCACUAAGUUGAUGCAUUGAAUCUUAAAGUUUAGUUAAUUUGCGUUGUUCAUAUUGUAAAUCAAAUGCAGCCGUAGCUUUAGUGAAAGCUUUCCAAGAUUGUUGCCAUCAGUGUUAUGAAUAUUCCUUUUCAAAAUACAGCAUUACACAGUUGGUUUUAUACUUUGUUAAUGUUAUCAUAUCUCAUUGUAAGACUUAUAUGCUUACAUUUAUGUACCACAUUUGUGUAGUUCUUAGCUAUCACUUAUUUGAAAUUCAACUGUAUUAGAUAGACAUGCACAUCCGUAAUUCUAUAAAGAAUGGAAUUUUAUAAAGUGUGAGGUAUACAGUAAAGAGUGUGACAAGGUGACUAAACAUACCUACAUGUAGAUAAAACAUUUCAUGGUGUACCAUUGAAUGGAAGACGUUGCAGGAAAUUUGAAGAUACUGGCUUGGGUUUACUUACUAACUUAAAAACAAGCUUGGAGAAAGUAGGAUUUUGUUGAAUUCUUGUAAGUAACAUUUUUUGUACAAGUUUUCUUAGCUUCUCAAGUUUUUUACCAUUAGUGUUAUAAAAGCUAAGGUAUGGUAUGGAAUAUAAAGAUAUAGCUAUGUAAGGUAAUGAUCUAGAUAGAAAAGGUGUAAAAUCAUCUUUUGAGGUCCUUAAGUCUUCUCAUUAGCUACAAUAUCGUGUGUGUAUGAUUAUUUAUAAGUUUAAAAACUUAUUUGAAGCCUAAACUGGUGUCAGAUGUGUCUAGCUGCUUCCGUAACAUUAUCUGCUCGAUUCUUUAACCACCAUAUACUGGGGAAACUUUGUGUUAUUCAAUGUUUACGUUUGAGAAAAGUAUUUUUAUACAAUGCACUGUAUCUAUAUAAAUUUGCACUCACAGCUUUUUUACUAGUAGUUUUUUUAUCAUUUGUGUAUUUGAUAGUUUUAUAAGAGGUUCAUGUCUUUUUACAAUGUAAGGCUUAAGUUGUGUUCCGGGUACAAAAACGUAGUUUCCCUGCACCCAGUCCGUCCUGAUCUUCCAUUGGUGCAAUUCAGAACUGUGAAUAAACAGUUCCAUCAUAUC
Messenger RNA from Branchiostoma floridae (Florida lancelet), 5175 nucleotides. Its product is annotated as myosin-9-like. The record is from RefSeq and is a predicted model, not a curated record. NCBI's taxonomy places the organism in Eukaryota, Metazoa, Chordata, Leptocardii, Amphioxiformes, Branchiostomatidae. The transcript has 26 exons. The coding region runs from base 275 to 3115 and encodes 946 amino acids.